UCCCCUAGCGUAUUCUAAGAAGAGAUCAUCCCUCGGUGCUGCGUGGUAGAGAGUUGCGUAUAGCUGUAGAGGAGAGUGAGGAGAGGAGAAGCGUUCUGUGUAGAGGGGACACCGGGAAAGCGUAAUCAAUGAGGGUGCAAGCAAUAUUUAUAUAGAAGGCGGAUUCCAAACGUUGAAACACCCUCAUAACGGAAGGCUGAUAAAGGGGGGGUACAAGCGCUCGUUUCUGAGUGAGAACGCUUUCCCUCAUUUGUUUCUACUAAGAAGGAGCGACCGAAUCCCUUGCAAUCAUGGGGAACCGGGGGAUGGAAGACCUUAUUCCUCUUGUGAAUAAAAUGCAAGAUGCCUUCUCUGCUAUCGGUCAGAAUUCCCAGUUGGAUCUACCUCAAAUCGCUGUGGUCGGCGGGCAGAGUGCAGGGAAAAGCUCGGUGUUGGAGAACUUCGUUGGGAAAGAUUUCCUUCCCCGUGGCUCUGGCAUCGUCACCCGCCGUCCCUUGGUCCUCCAGCUGAUCAACUGUCCCACAGAAUAUGCAGAGUUCCUUCACUGUAAGGGGAAGAAGUUCACAGACUUCGAUGAGGUUCGUGGGGAGAUCGAGGCGGAGACGGACCGCAUCACUGGGCAGAAUAAGGGAAUCUCACCUGUUCCAAUAAAUCUCAGGGUCUACUCCCCGCAUGUCCUGAAUCUGACUCUGGUGGACUUGCCGGGGAUGACCAAGGUCCCAGUAGGGGACCAGCCUGCGGACAUUGAGCAGCAGAUCAGAGACAUGUUAUAUCAGUUUGUGACCAAGGACAACUGUCUGCUGCUGGCUGUUUCCCCGGCCAACUCUGAUCUGGCCAACUCGGAUGCCCUGAAGAUUGCCAAAGAAGUGGACCCACAGGGUCAGCGAACCAUUGGUGUGAUCACCAAGCUGGAUCUGAUGGACGAGGGGACUGACGCCAGAGAAAUUCUGGAAAAUAAGCUGCUCCCACUGCGAAGAGGUUACAUUGGUGUGGUGAACAGGAGUCAGAAGGACAUAGAUGGGAAGAAGGACAUCACAGCGGCCAUGGCUGCAGAGAGGAAGUUCUUCCUGACCCACCCUGGAUACAGACACCUGGCUGAACGCAUGGGCACCCCCUACCUACAGAAAACACUCAACCAGCAACUGACCAAUCACAUCCGGGACACUCUGCCGGGGCUGCGGGCCAAGCUGCAGAGCCAGCUGCUGUCUAUAGAGAAGGAGGUGGAGGAGUACAAGAACUUUAGACCUGACGACCCCUCCCGCAAGACCAAGGCCCUGUUGCAGAUGGUGCAGCAGUUCUCAGUGGACUUUGAGAAGCGUAUCGAGGGCUCUGGGGACCAGAUCGACACAGCAGAGCUGUCAGGCGGAGCCAAGAUCAACCGCAUCUUCCACGAGCGCUUCCCCUUCGAGCUGGUCAAGAUGGAGUUUAACGAAAAGGAGCUUCGCAAGGAGAUCAGCUACGCCAUUAAGAACAUCCACGGCAUUAGAACUGGCCUCUUCACUCCGGACAUGGCCUUUGAGACCAUUGUGAAAAGGCAGAUCGGCAAGAUCAAAGAGCCCUGCCAGAAAUGUGUGGACAUGGUCAUUUCUGAGCUAGUCAAUACCGUUAGGCAGUGUACUCAGAAGCUGGCUCAGUACCCCAUGCUGAGGGAGGAGAUGGACAAGAUUGUCACCCAGCAUAUCCGAGACCGUGAGAGUCGCACCAAGGACCAGGUGAUGCUGCUGAUUGACAUUGAGCUGGCCUACAUGAACACCAACCACGAGGACUUCAUUGGCUUUGCCAAUGCUCAGCAGAGGAGCAGCCAGGUGGCCCAGAAGAAGCAACCUGGCAACAAGCAGGAUGAAAUCAUGCCGGAGAGAGGAGCGGUUAAUGAUCGAUUUAAGGUGAUCAGGAAGGGCUGGCUGACCAUCAACAACAUUGGCAUCAUGAAGGGAGGAGCCAAGGAGUAUUGGUUCGUCCUGACCGCUGAGUCCCUGUCCUGGUACAAGGAUGAUGAGGAGAAAGAGAAGAAGUACAUGCUCCAGGUGGACAACCUGAGGCUGAGGGAUGUGGAGAAGAGCUUCAUGUCGAGCAAGCAAAUCUUCGCCCUGUUCAACACUGAGCAAAGGAAUGUGUAUAAGGACUACCGUCAGCUGGAGUUGGCCUGCGAGACUCAGGACGACAUAGAUGGGUGGAAGGCCUCCUUCCUUAGAGCCGGGGUGUAUCCAGAACGCGUCACGGAAAAGGAGGGCAAGCAGAGUGAAAGUGGAGACGGAGAGAACGGCUCAGAUAACUUCAUGCACUCCAUAGACCCCCAGCUGGAGAGGCAGGUGGAGACCAUCCGCAACCUGGUGGACUCCUACAUGGCCAUUGUCAACAAGACCAUCAGGGACCUCAUGCCCAAGACCAUCAUGUACCUCAUGAUCAACAACACCAAGGAGUUCAUCAACGCGGAGCUGCUGGCCAACCUGUACCACUCUGGGGACCAGAACAGCCUGAUGGAGGAGUCCCAGGAGCAGGCCCAUCACCGCGACGAGAUGCUCCGCAUGUACCAUGCCCUGAGGGAGGCCCUAAACAUCAUCGGAGACAUCAGCACUACCACUGUCACCACCGCCAUGCCGCCGCCUGUAGACGACUCCUGGCUGAGGCCGGGGGGAAACAACUCUGGGGGCAGGUCCCCAGCCAGCAGUCCCACUCCGAACAGAAGGGCUCCCCCAGGUCCCCCUGGUCGCCCUGUCUCCCGUGGCUCAGCCCCUGGCCUCCCUCCUGGCCCCCCUGUCCCCUCUCGCCCAGGGGCCUCCCCGGACCCUUUCGGUGGGCCUCCCCCAUCAGUCCCCUCCCGGCCUAACCGCGCACCCCCCGGUGUGCCCAGCCGAAGACCCCCGCCCUCACCAACCCACUAGACUACUGAGCCCCCUUCCCCUCCGACUCACCACCUACCCCACGGCAGAGAGACCAAGGACUGCAGAGCAACCUUCCUUACCUAGACCUGACCCUUCUUUCUCCUCUCCCUUCUCCACUAGAUGACACAGUCACGUCACACACGCACAAACCCACAGACAGACAGACCCAUUGUAUAUGAAUACAGAGAAAUGCAUUCACCCUCCACUGUAUAUUAAGGACCAUUGUAGAUAAGACUUCGAACACACUCAGACACACACAUUUACAUGUGUAAGUAGUCACACACUUAAACGGACAGGGCAGUGUAUGCGUGGGUGGAUUCAGCAAAUAUGGACGAGAGGGUUAAGGAACACUAUGCUGAAAUAUUUGUUCUUUCUCACCCUCCCCUUCAGAUGGCUAUUUCUGGUUGCUGACUUUCUUUCUUCCUCUCAUAUCUGAAUUAUAUUUUUUUCUCUGAUCAUUUGGGAUAUUGCUUAAUGAUCUUUUUAGUUCUGGUUGACAUGUUAUUCUGUGUGUUGAAUCUCUCUCGGGAGUAGAUGCAUUAUCCAUCUAUCUAGGAAAGUGGAGUGGAUCAGAAGGGAUAACUGCAUCUGAACAACAGCUUUCUUUUUGUUGUCUUCUGCUAUGAUCAUCAUGAUCCAUACUGGUCCCUAAAGUCACAGGCCCGGACAAACCUGACAUACAUGGGCAAGGGCCCUUUUAGUCGGAAAAACACCCAAAGAGAAAAUAUAUACAUUAAUGGUACUGACUCACGUGUCACAAUGUGGUAUCUAUCUCUGUGAUUUCUAUGUAUUAUUUAUGAUACACUGAUUCAUGUGUCCUAUUAUAUCUAACAUCACGACAGUGUUUCCUCGCCUCUGAGUUUGGGGACAUUUUCUCUCGUUAUGUUUCACUCACUUGUUCAUCCUUCACUUAAUCUGGCUUCAUUUUAUGUCCUCUUUCCUAUCUGUUUCUACUUGACUCUUUUUAUUGAAUAGCGGUCCAAGCAAGGGUGGGCCCUCUCACCCGAGAGCCCCCCUGCCUCCUUUUGACUCCUAGAAGCCCCCUUUUUUGCCCCUUGGGACCCCCUGACACCAAUCUCUUCUCUAACACUCCCCCCUUUCCACCACUCAGCCCCUACAUGUGAAUCCCACACUAUCCUUCACACACCAAUCAGAGAUCUCAGCAGCUCUUCACAACAGCCUCCCUCAAAGUAAGGGGGGAGCAAGAGAGAGGAAAUAAAUAAACGCGAACCCCGCCCUCUCGAAGUGGCCAUACCAUUCCUGUUCAUGGAUAGAAAAACAAAAUAUCUCUUCCUCCUCUUCAGUAGGACUGAGGGUGAGGAGAACAUGUGGAGCGUUCUUGCAUCUGUGUCCAUGUCCUACCUUCAGUAGCCACCAGGCCUUGCGUCACUGUGAAGGCCCAUUCUUAUGUGAUGUGAUAACCAUGAUGAUGAUGUAUUGCUGUGUCUGCAAUGAUACAACAAUUGUUCAGGUGUUCAGACUGUGAACUGGCCACAGGAGGUUGGUGGCACCUUAUUUGGGGAGGACGGGCAAGGACAUGGUUUCCAUGGGUUUGAUACCAUUCCAUUCGCUCCGUUGUUCACUAUGAGCCGUCCUCCCCUCAGCAGCCUCCUGUGGAUCUGGUGUAGAUCGGUGUAAAAUCCUCCUCGACCAGCUCCCUAAGGCACAUUUGAAGAGAUGCUUCCCUCUGUGCUUCAGUCUCUGUACUCCUGCCACAAGUGCUGGGGGGGGGGUUGUGAACUAGAGGGUCUCCUGCUAAAACCUGUGGCCCAACGUUGAGCAGAGUCAUCCGUCUGUCUCUUCUCCUCCUCUCCCACUUGUCAAUGAACCACUUCCCCACUAGUGAAACUCAGUACCUUAGCGAGGCGGGAUCUAAAUAGAAAGUGCAAUAUGUUCUUAUUGGACGGCUUAAUGAGAGCUGUCCACCAAUCACACCAGACUCAGAAUAGAUGCUCAGCCUGAGAGGAGGCAAGGAGACAGACAAGGCCCUAACGGUUCGUCACAAUACUGUCACAUGGCAUCCUUUCUCCUUUCCUCACAAGGAAAGCUCAAACAUUGAAGUUGUUUUCAGGAAGCCCAUUUAGAAGUGUUGCCAGUCCAAGAUGAGAUUUUUUGGACCCUGUGUUUGCAAAGAGCAGUGAGCGUAACAGGAGAACGUGUGUUGAAUAUCAUUGGAACUGUGUAAGUGUUGGGGCGGGGGACACUGAUUUUGGCAUGGCUUUUCAUUUUCUGUUCUUUCCUUUUUCCUUUCUUCUCAGUGGUCAAGGGGGUGAGUGAAGACGUCAGGUUUAAAACCACCAACAACCCAAUCAGUGAUGGUCUAUAUACAGAAACCUAUAUACACACACACACACACACACACCUACCUAUACAGUGCACCUCUCCCACUCCCAUGUCACUCAUGCGUUCCAUUGCUGUUUGAGAGAUGUGAGUUGACCCCCCUUUCCACCAGUGGACUCUGUAGUUUGUUGUAUUUUUGACCCCGUUGGUAGUAAUAGUACAUGGGCUCAUUAACCUACCCACAAACCCCUGUUUCAGUAUCCAUAUCGUACUCACCUCAUACAAACCUACCCCUCUUCACAACACCCUUGAGUCUUAGCAACAGCCAAUAAAUAAAGCUAUUAUGAAAUGAAUUAUUAAGAGUACAUUUUAUCAUGGACAUAUCUUACUUGUGUAAUGUAUCCUGUGUGGUGCAUCGUCUGAAACUGUGUUCCACUUGUGUAGACGUUAGUUGACACUGUAUGAAUACUGAAUAUUCAAUUAUUACAAAUAAGUGACUGAGUGUGGUGUACAAUGAAACAUGACAAAAAUAAAGACAAACAAAUAAGUGAAUAAUGUUAUAUGAAAUCCUUGGCUAUGGAUGUUGAGUAUUGGCAGGGUGUUUGAUUAGUAGUAUGUAGAAUAAUUUGUCGCUUGUCUCUCGGUCUCUGUCCGGAGAGGAAAUGGGGGUGGGGGGGGCAGAGUAAAUAUUUGUAUUCUGUCCUGCUGUGACGACUUUGUCCUGUAUCUUACUGCUGUCGGUGGAAUGUGUCUGUCCAACAGGUCUGCUUUGUCAAGACAUUAAAGUCAGAGUUACUGUUA
This is a messenger RNA of Oncorhynchus gorbuscha (pink salmon), 5963 nucleotides long. RefSeq names its product dynamin-1-like. The record is from RefSeq and is a predicted model, not a curated record. Bases 291 to 2882 code for a protein of 863 amino acids. The transcript has 23 exons. Lineage: Eukaryota; Metazoa; Chordata; Actinopteri; Salmoniformes; Salmonidae. Gene Ontology annotation, cellular component: microtubule; cytoplasm; membrane. Gene Ontology annotation, molecular function: GTP binding; microtubule binding; GTPase activity.